GUAUGGGUCAAGGAGCUGCUGCAAUGCCCCAGAUAUAGCAAGUAUGGUGCACUGUCAACGUCUGCCAGCUAUACUAUCACGCAAACAUCCUCCAUGCUAGGGACAUGUUGGGAAAGGCGUGCAGGGAAUCUGCUAACAACCGGUACUGGUGCACUAGAUAGUCGAUCGAGACCCGGUACUCCCGUGAGGAACGAUGAUCACCCAAAGUACUUCUGCCGUUGCGCCGAGAUAGCAAAGGAUCUGGAUCUUGAGGCCCUUAAGUAUAGAGAGGAGAGGAAGAACGGAAAAGGACUGGACUUUUUGACGACUGGGGACGUCUCAGGUUUUCCAGCCUGUCUGCUGUCUGCUAGAUAG
This is a messenger RNA of Aspergillus costaricaensis CBS 115574, 354 nucleotides long. RefSeq lists its product as uncharacterized. The record is from RefSeq and is a predicted model, not a curated record. Lineage: Eukaryota; Fungi; Ascomycota; Eurotiomycetes; Eurotiales; Aspergillaceae. The annotation marks the transcript as partial. The transcript is spliced from 4 exons.